AUGGAGGCACCCCGAACAAAGGAAUCUCACAAGAUGAAAACUGAUCUGAAUUUACUGCUUGAAUGUCUUAAGUACCAAAUGGACCAUCCUGCUUCUCAAAAGGAAGCAUUGGUUACGAUUUAUUCAGUUUGUCAACAAAACAGUGAUGCAAGUGAUUAUUUUCGAGAAAUAGGUGGUUUGAUGUUUGUACAUAACCUUGCAAAGUCAAGUAUGCACAGCAUGGUCAAGGAAGGUGCUUUAUUUACCUUAGGAGGGUUAGCUGAGAAUAAUGUGUUCUGCCAACAGGUGUUAUGCACUUCUGGCCUGUUUGAAGACCUUCGUAUGUUUUUAACUAAUAAGGAUUCCAGUCUGAACCUGAAAAGAAUGUCUGUUUAUGUCUUAUUAGUGCUGGUUUCAAAUAACAAGAGUGGGCAAACGUGUGUGAGAGAAUCUGGUUGCCUUGAUGUUCUGCUACAGUUAUUCAGAACAAUCCAUUCAGUAUCUAAGGUAGACCUUUUGGAUCAAAAUGUUAACCAAUAUCAUCUGUGGUCUUCAAUUUGCAGCGCUCUCUGUGCAUGUGUCAAUAAUCCCCAGAAUGAGGACAAUCAGAAAAUAUGCAGUUUGGUUUUUCCACAUGCAAAAGGCUGGCUACAAAGUUGUAUAAAACCUGAGAUAGUUCGCCCAAUAUGUUCAUUCAUUGGACUCACAGUUGCAAAUAAUUCAAGUAUGCAACAAUUUUUUGUUUCCAUUGGUGGAUUAGCUGUUUUGGAUGAGCUUCUUGUCAAACUGCUACACAAUUCAUUUGGGAACUAUUCAAGCACAAAACUUGCAAUAGUGGUGACAAAAACCUUGGAUGCCUGUAUUACUGAUAACUCUGCAGUUGGAGUUAGCUUGCCAAGAUAUAAUAUUAUUCCAAAUCUUCUGACACUGCUUUCUUACAACAUUCUGGAUUCAGGAGAACGAUUUAGUAUUAUACUUACCCUUGGACAUUGUACAGAAGGCUGUGAGGAAAAUCAGUAUACCCUGAUUAAGAACAAUGGCCUUCCCAUUAUGAUUCAGGCCCUAACUGAAUCACAGGAUGAAGAACUGCAUAAGGCUGCUACCUUUGUGCUGCAAAACUGCAAACAUAUCACUGAGAAGUUAUCACUGAAGUUAAGGGAUCAGUCAUUAAAAGUGGAUGAUGCAAGUCAGUUGGAGGCAGAUCUGCAGAACAAAGAGAUGAUCCUUGAAGACUACUGGGACAAAGCAAAAGAAAUUUUAUAUAGAAUAAAAAGGCUUGAAAAUGACCAUCAAGAGGAAAAAGUGAGAAGACAAAUACUUGAUGAGGAUAUUCCUCAAGAUGAAAUUCUACAGACUACAGCAAAACAUCCUAAAAUAAAUGCAAGCAAACAAGUCCCUAAUAAUGGCAUGACAAGUACAAAAGUGAAACAACCACUACUAAAUUCUAUAUCUGAUAAGUUGAUUGCUACAAAAUUUGUAAAUGGUUCUUCCAAGAAUGAACGCUUAAAGCCUGCCAAUAGGAAUCCAGUUGAUGCUUCAAUCAGUAAAGAUGAAUAUAAUAUCUCUCUUCAUUCAGCUGAUAAAAUGAGAACCGCCCACAAAAACGAACUCCAUAUUACAAAUGAAAGCAUUUUUUGUGGGUCCAAUAAAUCUGAUGUUCAAACAAGUGAAUUCUUGCAAAAGCAACCAGAUUUUGUAAUUAACAGCACAACUCAAGAGGUACAAAAUACAGAGCUAGUAUGUUCAAGCAUAACAAGCAGGGGGAUACACCAUAUUCUGACUACUUCUAUAGAUCCUAAACUAUCAGAAUUAAGGUGCUCAGGUUGUAAAACAAUGGGCCUUCCUUUAAACAGCCGAAAUUUUAGCAAGAUUUUGCAAUCCUGUCAGUAUCUAUGUGAACAACACAAAGUUAUUCUAGAAACUGAAAUGAAAUAUAAAAGGAACCUUAAAAAAUCUAUCAACUCUAGCAGGAAUACUUCUCCUGAUUAUAAUGCAUAUCUUCCAACAAAUUGCAAUGGAUGCUCAAAGAAACUCAGCCUUAAAGAACAGGAUCUGAGUGAAAAUCGUAAUUAUCCAUUUGAAGAUGAGAAUACUGAAAUACCUCUGUCAGAUAUACCUGCAACAGCUUUAAAAACAAACAAACGGAGAAGCAGGAAAGAUUUUACAUCAGAAGAAAUAAAGUAUCUUUUGGAUGGUGUAAAGAAAAUGGGACAUCAUUGGAAUUCAAUUUUAUGGGCCUAUCCAUUUCAGAAAGGACGGACCAAUGUAGACAUUGCUAAAAAGUACUGCAAUUUACAGUUUCAGGACAAAAUGCAGCUGAGUACAAUGCCCUCUCACACAAACUUUUAA
Elgaria multicarinata webbii is the source of this 2328-nucleotide messenger RNA. It is a transcript of the gene TERB1, whose product is annotated as telomere repeat binding bouquet formation protein 1. The record is from RefSeq and is a predicted model, not a curated record. The transcript is spliced from 18 exons. NCBI's taxonomy places the organism in Eukaryota, Metazoa, Chordata, Lepidosauria, Squamata, Anguidae. Gene Ontology annotation, biological process: homologous chromosome pairing at meiosis; meiotic attachment of telomere to nuclear envelope. The coding region runs from base 1 to 2328 and encodes 775 amino acids.